AUUAUUAAUAUCUGCAAUUGAACCAAACCAAAUCAAAACAUAACCAUAAAGUGUGACCUCCACCGAACUCUCUUCUCUUCUUCUCUACCAUGUCACUCCCACCACCGAUACCACCACCGUCCCUAGCAACUCCACCGAAAGCAAGGCCAACGGAGCUACCGAUCCGGCAGAUUCCGGGAAGCCACGGAUGGCCGUUGCUAGGUCCCUUAUCAGACAGGUUAGAUUAUUUCUGGUUCCAGAAGCCAGAAAACUUCUUCAGAACACGAAUGGACAAGUACAAAAGUACUGUGUUCCGUACCAAUGUUCCACCCACGUUCCCUUUCUUCACCAACGUUAAUCCUAACAUCAUUGCAGUUCUUGAUUGUAAGUCUUUCUCCCAUCUCUUUGAUAUGGACCUUGUUGACAAAAAAGAUGUUUUGGUUGGAGAUUUUGUUCCUAGUGUUGAAUUUACGGGAAAUAUCAGGGUUGGUGUUUAUCAAGAUGUUUCUGAACCUCAACAUGCUAAGGCAAAGAGUUUCUCCAUGAACAUUUUGAAGCAAAGUUCAAGCAUAUGGGUACCAGAACUGAUAUCAAACCUGGACAUAUUUUUGGACCAAAUUGAAGCCACACUGUCCAAUUCUUCAUCAGUAAGUUACUUCUCCCCACUGCAGCAAUUUCUGUUCACGUUCCUAAGCAAGGUACUUGCCAGAGCUGAUCCUUCCCUUGAUCCCAAAAUCGCCGAAUCAGGCUCCUCCAUGCUCAACAAAUGGCUUGCAGUUCAGCUUCUACCGACAGUUAGUGUCGGCACCAUCCAACCACUCGAAGAAAUCUUCCUCCAUUCCUUCUCUUACCCUUACGCUCUUGUCAGUGGAGACUACAACAAGCUCUACAACUUCAUUAAACAACAUGGCAAGGAAGUGAUAAAAAGUGGAACAGAGUUUGGGUUGAGUGAAGAUGAAGCAAUCCACAAUUUGCUUUUUGUGUUGGGUUUCAACUCAUAUGGUGGGUUUUCAAUUUUUCUUCCAAAAUUGAUAGAUAGCAUAGCGAACGGUCCAACCGGUUUGCAAGAGAAGUUGAGGAAGGAAGCGCGAGAGAAAGGCGGUUCUACUCUUGGGUUUGACUCGUUAAAAGAAUUGGAACUAAUAAAUUCAGUGGUUUAUGAAACCCUUCGAAUGAACCCACCGGUUCCACUUCAAUUUGGUCGAGCCAGAAAAGAUUUUCAGCUCAGCUCAUAUGACUCCGCGUUCAAUGUGAAGAAGGGUGAGUUAUUAUGUGGGUUUCAGAAGCUUAUAAUGAGGGACCCGGUCGUGUUUGAUGAACCGGAACAAUUUAAACCGGAACGGUUCACUAAAGAGAAAGGAGCCGAGUUGUUGAACUAUUUGUAUUGGUCUAAUGGGCCACAAACCGGUUCGCCAAGUGGGUCCAAUAAACAGUGUGCAGGUAAGGACAUCGUGACCUUCACCGCGGCGUUGAUUGUGGCACACUUGUUACGUAGGUAUGAUUUAAUUAAAGGGGAUGGUAGUUCCAUUACUGCCUUAAGGAAGGCCAAAUGAAGAGUUAGGGUUGGUUUUCAACGUCUGUGAUUAUCAAAGACAUAUUAAUAUAUUUAUAUUUUUCUUUAUAAAAUUGAGCUUGUAUUGUAUUCAUUCAUAGAGUACUUGAUUAGAAAAUUAUGAUUAAAGUGA
This is a messenger RNA of Medicago truncatula (barrel medic), 1664 nucleotides long. RefSeq names its product linolenate hydroperoxide lyase, chloroplastic. Bases 90 to 1532 code for a protein of 480 amino acids. Gene Ontology annotation, molecular function: oxidoreductase activity, acting on paired donors, with incorporation or reduction of molecular oxygen; iron ion binding; monooxygenase activity. The transcript has 3 exons. NCBI's taxonomy places the organism in Eukaryota, Viridiplantae, Streptophyta, Magnoliopsida, Fabales, Fabaceae. The record is from RefSeq and is a predicted model, not a curated record. Gene Ontology annotation, biological process: sterol metabolic process.